Fraxinus pennsylvanica is the source of this 354-nucleotide messenger RNA. NCBI's taxonomy places the organism in Eukaryota, Viridiplantae, Streptophyta, Magnoliopsida, Lamiales, Oleaceae. The record is from the annotation of a GenBank genome assembly.
AUGCAGAGCGCCACAGCGAAUUCCUCCUCCCCCGCCGCCGCCGCACCUUCAAAACGCCUCCUUUUCGAUCGCCGCUACGGUUGGGUGUUGGAUGAAUGGAAAGACCCAUCAGAAGAAGCCUUAUCUGGUGGACGUGGAAUGUUCUGCAUCUUACCCCUUGCAAAAGGAUUGCUGAAGACGGUUUUAUCAGCUUCACAAUCGAUCAAUGCUGUUGCAAGCUCCACCUUGAAAGGCCAGAAUCUCUCCCCCGAAGUUAUGCUAGCAAAUCUCAACCAUCAAGUGCUCAGAGUUGCAUCUUCAACAAAGAAACCGCAAUUGGAUUUGAUGCCUCUCAAAAGAAACUUCACAUGGUAG